Molecule: messenger RNA, 728 nt
Organism: Porites lobata
Lineage: Eukaryota; Metazoa; Cnidaria; Anthozoa; Scleractinia; Poritidae
Source: the annotation of a GenBank genome assembly
AUGGUCAGAUGGUUGCUUUAUGCUGAUGAUCUCGCACUGUUCUGUAAAAGUAUAGCUGAAGUGAAAACCAUCAUGAACAUUCUAAACGGUACAUGUUCCCGCUUUGGACUCACCAAUUCCUUUCCAAAGAGAAAGACCCAAGUAUUCAACAAUGAUGAACUUGCCAACUUACCUUCAUUGUUUUCAAGCGGGGAUAAUAUGGUGGAGAAUGUAUCAGAGUCCAUAUACCUUGGCCAAACUUUCCGCAAUAAAACUCAAGGCAUUUUUCCGUGGCGGAUCCAGGGGAGGGGCCCGGGGGGCCCGGGCCCCCUCUUACUUUUAGACCAAACUGAGGCGUCGGAAGGACCAAAAAAACGUUUUUAGAGACCGGUCCUGCCCUUAACUAAAGGUCUUAAUUCGCCACUGGUGUAUCAAAAGCAACUGCGAAAUUCAAUGAAAUGAGACAAGUGCUGACGGACCAGAAAGUGAACAUGACAAUAAGAGCUAAGCUAAUGUGUGCGAUCCCGUCUUUCAUAUGGAACGCAAGCCUGUUGGAGACCUGUUGGAUGAAGUUAUUGAGGCAAAUGGUUAUUGGUGGGUGGAGUAGACUCCCAACCCCUGAAGACGCAGAGGAUACAGAAUUCAGACUCCGAUGCACCAAGACAGACAUUCUACACAUAACAAAUAAACAGUCUCAAAAAUGUGAUCUGGAGCCAAUAUUCAAAAUGUUGGUCAUGUUUGAUGUUUGA